CUAACAGAAUUCAACAUGGCUAAGAUUAAGAAGAAGGGAACCUCUGGCGCGGCCAAAAACUAUAUCACCCGUACCCAGGCCGUGCGCAAACUUCAGAUUUCUUUGCCUGAUUUCCGUCGACUUUGCAUCUUCAAGGGAAUCUACCCCCGUGAGCCUCGCAGCAAGAAGAAGGCCUCCAAGACCUCCACCCCCAACACUACUUUCUACUACACAAAGGAUAUCCAGUACCUUCUGCACGAGCCGCUCCUGAACAAGUUCCGUGACCAGAAGUCUGUUGCCAAGAAGAUCGCUCGCUCCCUGGGUCGUGGUGAAGUCAGCGACGCCGCGCGCCUGGAGAAGAACCACACCCCCAAGCUCACUCUCGACCAUGUCAUCAAGGAGCGCUACCCGACCUUCAUCGACGCUCUUAGAGACCUUGACGAUGCUCUGUCUCUGCUCUUCCUCUUUGCCACUCUUCCUUCCACCACCCAUGUUCCUCACAAGACCAUUGCUCUGUGCCAGCGCGUCUGCCACGAGUUCCAGCACUACCUGAUUACCACCAACUCGCUGCGCAAAUCCUUCCUGUCUAUCAAGGGUAUCUACUACCAGGCCACUAUCCAGGGUCAGGACAUCAUGUGGCUGGUCCCCUACCGAUUCGUUCAGCGUGUCAAUGGCGAUGUCGACUACCGUAUCAUGGCCACCUUUGUCGACUUUUACACCACCUUGCUUGGUUUCGUCAACUUCCGUCUGUACUCUUCGAUUGGCUUGAGAUACCCUCCCAAGUUCGACACCCGAAGUGAUGAGAAUGGCGCCGAGCUGGCUGCUUUCACUCUGGAGGGCCGGAAUGAGGCCCCCAAGGCGCUGGAGGCCAAGCCCCAGAAGACCGGUAACUCGAACAAGGAGGUUUCCAAGGCUACCCAGGCCAAGGUAGACAAGGUCAUCAAGGCUGCCGGUUUGGACCAGGCCGAGGACGAGCAGAUGGUGGACACAGCCGAAGAGGAUACCGAUGCGAUCGACCGAUUCGAGCCCGCUGCCCCCGAGGCUGACACCCUUCCCCAGCCCGACCAGAGCGGCAACGAGGGUGCUCUCUUCGCUCCCUUCGUGUUUUAUAUCUCCCGUGAGGCCCCCAAGGCUCCUAUCGAGUUCAUCCUGCGUGCCUUUGGCUGCAAGCGUAUUGGUUGGGAUGCCGUGAUGGGCGAUGGUGCUUUCACCCACGAUGAGACCGACCCCCGUAUUACCCACCAGAUUGUCGACCGUCCUCCUCUCCCGGAGUCUUCUCUCCCCGCCAUUCCUGCUGCUGAUAGCACAAACCAGAAGGUCAAGCCCGGCACUCGCAUUCCUGGCCGGACUUACGUCCAGCCUCAGUGGGUCUGGGAUUGCAUCAACGAUGGCAAGCUCUGCCGUCCUGAUCUUUACGGCCCUGGUGCCACUCUUCCUCCCCACUUGAGCCCAUGGGUUAAGCCCAACCGUGGUGGUUACGACCCCAAGGCUACUCUGGCCGAGCAGGAAGAGGAGGGCGAGGCUGAAAUUGCCGAGGAUGCUGAAGACAGCGACGAGGAGAUGGAGGAUGAGACCCCCCCAGAGGUCGUCCCCGCUGCCCAGGAGUCCGAGGACGAGUCUGUCGAUGGUGGUAUGGAUGUUGCUGGCACCGACGAUGACGAAAGUGACAGCGAGGAGGAGGAAGAGUCGGACCUUGAGGAAUUCGAGGAUAACGCGGCUGCCUCUGAGUCAGAGGACGACGAUGACGAGGCCGCUCGCAACCAGCACCAGCGCGAGCUCGAGGCCGAGGCUGCUGGUCUGCCCUUCACAUCCAACGGAGCCACCGAUGAGGCAUCCAAGAAGAAAAACUCCCAGACUAAGAAGUUGGCUGCCAAGAAGCGCAAGGAGGAAGAGGAACUCGAGAGACAGAAGAUGAUGAUGAGCCGCAAGAAGCGCAAGCUGUUGGAGAAGAUGCUGCACUCGAACAAGAAGACAUCCGAUGAGGCUGCCAAGCUCCGCUCGAAGCGGCGCAAGCUUGAGAAGGAGAAGGCUCAAAAAUAG
This is a messenger RNA of Penicillium odoratum, 2019 nucleotides long. RefSeq names its product mRNA-binding ribosome synthesis protein NOP7 (gene nop7). The transcript has 3 exons. The coding region runs from base 16 to 2019 and encodes 667 amino acids. Gene Ontology annotation, biological process: ribosome biogenesis; maturation of LSU-rRNA from tricistronic rRNA transcript (SSU-rRNA, 5.8S rRNA, LSU-rRNA). The record is from RefSeq and is a predicted model, not a curated record. NCBI's taxonomy places the organism in Eukaryota, Fungi, Ascomycota, Eurotiomycetes, Eurotiales, Aspergillaceae. Gene Ontology annotation, cellular component: PeBoW complex; nucleolus. Gene Ontology annotation, molecular function: RNA binding.